Messenger RNA from Bacidia gigantensis, 657 nucleotides. RefSeq lists its product as uncharacterized. Lineage: Eukaryota; Fungi; Ascomycota; Lecanoromycetes; Lecanorales; Ramalinaceae. The transcript has 2 exons. Bases 1 to 657 code for a protein of 218 amino acids. The record is from RefSeq and is a predicted model, not a curated record.
AUGAAACUCAACACACCAUUCAGAAUCCUGCCAUUUAUCUUGCUCACGCAAGCAGCCCGUCAUCCUCGCGAUGUCGCGUCUCUAUCUCCCUCAAUCGCCUUUCCCGCCAAAAACGCAAGCAACGGCCUUCAAGACUGUCCUUUAGGAAGCACCGCCUGGCCUCAAGAGCUCCCCUGCAACAUCCCCCUCAAUUUCGAGACGACUACUCUCCACCUCAUCAGCUGGUCCGGCCAAGUCUAUCCCACAACAGCCUCCCAAACCCGGCAACUCGCAAAAAUUCUCAACAACAAAUUCUAUUCCGUGGGACUUCUGCCCCCCAACGACUUCAUCAGCGGCUGCAGCAUUCAAUACGGCCCCAUAAGUGACGGGGGUCUCGUCAAUCUGACCACUGGCGCAAAUCACACGGUCCUAGAGCCCCCAUACAACUUGACAGCGCCGGAUGCGCCGGGGCCGAUAAAGACCAGCGCUGAGGAGCACGCAGAUGGGAGUGAUUUGAGGGCUGUUGAUGAGCAUGUGGCACUCAACACGGUAGAAAGCUUGGUUUUAAGAUGGGGUGCUAGGAGCGAGGCGGCCUUCGAGAUCUACAGGGCCAACGAGUGGGUUAGUGGAUUGAAUUUCAAGACUGGACUCAGUGGGGUUGCAGAUGCCGGAGGUUAG